Molecule: messenger RNA, 3020 nt
Organism: Nilaparvata lugens (brown planthopper)
Lineage: Eukaryota; Metazoa; Arthropoda; Insecta; Hemiptera; Delphacidae
Product: ras-like protein family member 10B
Exons: 4
Coding region: 1-1086 (361 amino acids)
Molecular function (GO): GTP binding; GTPase activity
Source: RefSeq, a predicted model, not a curated record
AUGCCGUCACCGUCAGGCGCCUUCUGGCACCGACCGUCACCGUUGCGUACCGGCAAAAUUGCUUUGCAUUGUUUUGAAAGAACGGCAACCCACUAUACCCGUCCGUCACCGGCCACGACCGUGUCCCACAUGCUGCUGAACUCUCCAUCGCAACUGAUGCAUUUCUUCUGGUUAGCUCCGGUUUCUGACGGAGCUAACCAGACGGGCAAGUGGGUUAUCGCCGGAAAAAUGACGGUGAAGGCGGCGACUGACGGUGACGGUCGGUGCUGGACGGUGCCUGACGGUGACGAGUUGGAUCUGGACUAUCUGGAGAGAAGGGAAAAUAGACCAGCGCGUCCGCUGUCUAUAGUAGAAACGAGCCCUGACUCGAUUGAUCUUGUGAAGGUCAUCUUGUUGGGAGCUCCCAGAGUGGGAAAAACAUCAUUAAUUCAGCAGUUCGUCUGGAAUGACUUCCCUUACCACUACGAGACAACUGAGAAGAAGCAGACCUACUAUCCUUCUGUCAUUAUCAACAAUCAUAUGUACGAGCUGAAGAUCUUCGACCUGCCGGCCAUCCCGUACUUCCCGGUCAAUUCUUUCUAUGAAUGGACCGACUUCCGUUUCUACGGUCUGCGCAGCGCCACCGCUUAUAUGCUCGUAUUCGAUCUGAAUGAAACUGACAGUUUCCAGUACGUGAGCAAGAUGCGAGACCAGAUCACGGAGAGCCGGGAUGAGUCAGAGGUGCUGUUCGUGGUGGUCGGUAACAAGGAAGAUCUUGCGCGCCACAAACGCGAUAACGAGGUGUUGAAGACACGCGACGCCAUAUCGACUCUGGUCAGACGCCACUGGAUGAGCCGCUACGUGGAAUGCAGCGCCAAGCAUAACUGGAGGGUGACCGAGGUGUUUAAGCAGCUGAUGGAGAUGAUCGACGAGGCUCAGAUGAACGGGCGUCUGUUCGCGGCUGCAGAGUAUGAGGCACUGAAGGCGAACGAAAUUGAAGAGGCGGGCGGAGGUGGAGCCGGCGGAGGUGGAGCCGGCGGAAGUGGAGGCGCGAGCGGAAGUGGAGCGGGCAGAGAUAAGCCCCGCCACCGAUGCUCAAUAUUGUAAUCGAACAACCCAAAAAAAACAUCCCAGAUGAACCCUAUCCCAGAUCCCAAAAAAUGGCCUACGUGUUAUGCUUGUCUUGAAUCUUCAAACAAUUUAUUGCUUGCGAAUAUCCCUGAGUAUGCUAUACAUGUUCAUUGAAUGUUGUCUUCAAUCUUAAAAAAAUAUUGCUUGAUGUUUGAAUUAUUGCGAAUAUCCCUAAGUAUGCUAUACAUGUUCAUUGAAUGUUGUCUUGAAUCUUCAAAAUAAUUAUUGCUUGAUGUUUGAAUUGGGAAUAUCCCAAAGUAUGCUAUACUUGUUCAUUGAAUGUUACUACUAAGUAUAUAUGUUAUGGUACGAUAUGAACGUAUCAUCUCUGGUUAGCCACUUUAAGGGCCGCAUAAUAUACAUCAUACCAAAGUCUGUGAAAACUUAAGGUUGCAGCACCUUUGCUCUUACGGAGUACAUUGAAGCCAGAGACUGUGAUCUAAUUGUGAUAGAGAAAUAACGGUAAAGUCAGUAUUUUUUAUAGAGUUGGAUAAAAAUGGUAACAGUGUGCUCCUUGUUAUAUUGAAAUAACAUGGAGCACGCAGCCCCCUGCUGUGACCUAGGGUUGGAACGGAUAUAAAUAUGAUAUAUAUACACGAUUCUUUAAAACCGAUCUCAACCUGAGGUUUAGCAACAUCUAGACGCAUUCUGAUCGUUUCAUCUCAUUGGUCAAGUCCCGCCAAAGAGUUUGACUAAGAACGCUCUAAAGAAUCGAAGGGGCACGGCCCUUAAUUUGGCUUCUAGAUAUUGUCAAUGUGAAAUUAAACGGUCACAUUGCUAUUAGGAAUAAGUAAUCAUUAUUGAUGUUGAAUCGAUGUUUCUGUUAGGUUAUAAGGCAUAAGAGAUGCAACGUUCUCUUUAUUAAAUUAUCAGAGUACACCGAUAAAACUUCAAUCAACAUCUGAAGUUGAGCCAUUUUUAUUUCAAGAACAUGAAAGCGUAGAUUCAUAGACUAUCUCCUUCAUUGCAAGUAUCUUUCUCUCUUCUUUCUAUAUUUUCUUUUUCUGCGAGUUAUGCUCACAUUACACGAUUAAUAAAUUCAACUAGCCUUUGAUGAUUUGAAUAGACUGAAUGAAGGAAAUGACGAUCUUAGAAUGUGGGAUCAAAUAAAAACAGGAUUGGGUGUUUGUCGUGAUAAAGCUUUUCAUCAGGCGAAAUUUAAAGAAUUCUAUUUUUGGCAGAGCAUUAUAUACGAAUUUAUAGCUAAGGAUGUAGUUUGUUUAUAUUUUUAUGUAAUCGUUUGUUCAUAUAUUUCGGUUAUGAACUUUGUUGUUACAUUCAUAAUAUUUUGUAAUAUUUAGCAGUUUAUUCCUGUAUCUAUCCUUCAAUCUUUAUUAAUUCACCGUAUUUGUCAGUGUUCUAAUUAUUUAUUAUUUAUGUGAUGAAAUUCAUUUUUAUUCUAUGAUACAUUUAUUUCAUAAGAAUAUAUAUCAUACUUUCUAUGUCAAUGUAACACUCUUAUAAUUUAUUGAUUUUUUUGCAAUACUGAUUUUGAAAUAUUGUAUCAAUUACUUACUUACGUCAUAAUUUUGAAUGUUUAUAAUUGAUAUAAUUUCUAUAUUAUAUCAUAAUGUUAUAAUGUUUAUUUUUUUAUAUUUGAUGUAAUUCAAGUUACUUUCAAUUGAACUCAAGUUUUUAAAUAAUUUAUUUUCCAAAUCGAAAAUGAUUAUUAGUUGAAAAUUUUAUUCUAACUUCUAAGAUAUACUUCUUGAUUGAAUUUUACUAUUCCUUCCGAUUAUGAACGGGAGAACAUUCUCCGAAGGAUAAAAAGUAUUAUAAUCCAAUGAAGGAGAAUCUCUACCUUAACAUCUACCCCAUAACUAUCAUAUUUCAUAUAACCCUAUAAACUUGACGCUUAUCAAGAUAUAUAUGUAUCUUUCGAUUUUUGUAUGUAUUAAAAAACCUAAAAA